CUUAGUUCCAAAGAGUUCCCAGGUUGUUUUUCUGGAGCUUCACAUUCCCAUUCCUAUUGAGCGCGUUCUUCACAAGAAACUCUCUCCGACAAUAUCGGUCCUCUCCAGGGCGUCGCAUUCAAGAUGGCUCCUCCGACAUACUUCUACAAGGAGACGCGCUUAACUUUGGAACCGUCAUCAAGUUCCUACAUCGUUGAUGUAGAGCUCCCUACUACGAAUAACCAAGGGCGAAACCCACGAAAGGCCAUCAAAUCAUCGAAAGCGGCUGCCAAGAACGAUGCCUCUCGAGCUACUGCAUCUGCGAUAUACUACCGAAAACACAAUAGUUUUCCGAGAGGGUUCCUUUGGCGAGUCCUUGAAAGCGAUACCGUCCUAAGCAUACGAACCAUCGAUAUUUGCAAAUCCAAAAAAGCAUCUGACGCAAACCUCAUCCUAAACUUCCACUUCCAACACCAAAUCAUACCUGCUUGCGUCGCGUUCUGCGACUCUAGAGAUCAUGAUGCCCUCAGUAUCUUCGUCCUCGAUACUGCCAAUCAAUUGUAUACUCUAUUCCUAAGACCAGACUCCUUUCGCAAGCGUUCUUUCGUUGAAACUGGACUUGGUGAUGCCUGCAAGAUUUACCAGCCUAAUGCCUUCCGCAAUUUCAAGCAUCCGUAUAGGCUUGUUGCGGUUCACGAUCAUCAGCUUGUCGCCACACUCUCUGAUGGGGGCCACAUUCGUUUUGAUAAGAACACAUCACAUAACGCACCUCAUGUACCCUGGAAAGAAACGUUCUAUAACGCCAAGGGCUGGUUUCGAAGCUUGCUAGGAGGUCGAGGAGAUUUGGACAUCAAGGCGGCGGCAGCAGCAAUUCAAACAGACUUAGGGCUGGAUAACGCCUCGUUCCUUUUCACUGCUUGCCUCGACCACCGCUUACGAGUCUGGAACCUUCAUACCGGACAAAUUCUUGCGACUAAGGACCUAUUAAAUGCUUCAAGGGAUCCGCAGGAGACGGGGAAGUGGCAAUUAGAUGCAUCGCAAACCAAUUUGAUUCGUAUUGUAGGCAGUACUGAAGGCAAUCGACUCUGUGUGACUUAUUCUCCGGUUGGAUCUGGAGAGUUUAAGUUCUGGGAGUUGGAGUCUGACGAUGAAAAUUCUGUUGAAUUACAAGAUCUCUUCCCCAACCAUCAUUUUAUGCCUAACCCUCCCCUCGGCUCAGAUGUCUGGACGCUUGCUGAUUUUAGCGUGGCUGAACGCUCACCAACUCAUGGAUAUAGGAUGUGGCUCCUAUGGAAGAAUAACAUGGCAUACCGAGUCCAAGAGUUAACAUUCCUGGAAGAUAAUGUCUCGAAAAAUUGGCAGGAGGGUUGGCGAUCCGUAUUCUCAGACACAGCUAUUCCAACCGCGCAGGUAUCUGGCUCAUCUGAUCCUACCGAACCCACCGAAAAAUGGCUGCAACUGAUUUUCUUCCCUGGAAGAUUCCCCAAAGUGACGGUUGAAGCUGCGCUUAGCGCUUACGAAGGAGCAAUUGGGAGGCAGGGAAACGCGGCGUCUCGUAGUAGUCAAGGCCUCGCCGAGUCGAUUUGCUCUGCUAUCGCUUCAACCUCGUCUUUAAAUAAAACGUCAUCCGGCGAGAUGGAUCAUGAGCAGUUCAGAGCAGCUAGUGAAUUACAGUGGCGAAAGUUCUACCGGAUUUUGCUCGAGCUUGAUAAGCCAAGAGGAGAGGCGCUGGCAUUGUCAUAUGAACCCGAGUCGGGCAUGCCAUGGGUUGUAUGUGCCGGUAGCAUCUCUGCCAUCAGAGAAUGCAGCGAGCUGGAGCAUAUUUACCAUAAUCCUCAUUUAGAAUUCGAAGGAUCGAACUCUGUCCCUAUUCUCGUUACCACUGGCGUCAAUUUCAUUGAGGGAUUUUCCGACAGUAUGCUACAAGUUUGCCAUUCUGUUCUUCGUCCAGAAAUGUUCGAGGAGUCGUCGAAAUCAGAUCAAGAACGAUUCCAGUUCGUCUCUGACAAGGCGGGGUUCUGGCGCCAGAUAUCUGACGAAGACUGCGCCCAGGUGACUGACGCGCUUGGACAGAAUUUCAACUUAAUAACGACACAGCUAUACGAUCGGACGGUUGCGACGUUCAACGAGACUUGGGAUUCUCAGCAUCCAACGGAACUCCCCCUUACAGAGUUUGGGCGAAAGAUAAUCGUCAAAGCGAUCCAGGACAUGGCUGAGCUGCAAUGGAACAUCUGCUUUAGUCAAUUGAUCCUCCUUGUCCAUAUGGAAUUCGAAUUCGACCGCCCGGAAGAUGCCCUCCAUAACAAUGUCGAGAUUGGCGUAAUAUAUCGCAACCUACUUGUUAUACUUAAGAGGCUCGAGCUCAUCCGAUGGCUUGCCAAUACCCAGAUAUCUGCGCCACUACCGAAGGUAGACAAGCCGAGUUCCGUGUCUGGCGGUUCACCGAUAACCUCAAAACGCCAAGUGGAGGAGCAUAGGGUCAUCACCGCCUUAGAGGGCAAUAUAGGACAUCUUCUUGAAUUGCCGGAAUUGAAAUCAAUUCCUUCCGACGCGAUGCCUUCGAUGAUCACAAACAUCGUUGCUGAUCUUUGUGCUCCCGCCAGUAAUGUGGAGUUACAACCUCAAUAUAUCCAAUGUGGCCUGCUCGUUAGGGAUAGGGCGGAUCUUGCUAUUGAGUUAACUCCUUUUUGCAAACAGGAUCCUUUUUCGACGUAUAUACAAGGACGUGUCCACCUUUCUCUGAAGAGCUUUACCUCUGCGGCAGCGUACUUCAAGAAGGCAGCAUACCCCAUGAGCGUACCAAAAGCGAAUCCUGAGAGGCAUAGCAGUGGUCUCUUGGACGAGACUGAAUGGAACCUACUUUUUGCUGGUCUCCCACGUUACUACGCUCACGUAGUUGCGCUCUAUGAACAGCAGAAAGCCUACUCAUUUGUGAUCGACUUCGCCCGCCUGGCCCUCCAAUUUGUCAACAACACAGUUGAGGAUGCCGACAAAGUCCGAACAGAAAUACAGUGUCGCCUCUUUAGCGGUGCUAUAGCUACAUCACAAUUCGAAUUGGCGCAUUCCACUAUCGUGGCAAUGGGAGAUCGCGCUCUACAACAUUCGUGUUUGCGAGCUCUAAUACAAAGAAUGUGCGAUAACCUUCACAAUUCAGAGUUGGUUAAUCUCACAUUCCCGGGCCUGCAAGGUGUUGUUGACGAUAUUCUCGCGCAACAUUGCCAAGAAACAGUGGACGUGGUUACGGGUGUCCCGUAUCACCAAAUCCUCUAUGCUUGGCGUAUCAAGCGGAACGACUACCGCGGCGCUGCCGCGAUAUUAUUGGAUCGCAUUCAGAAAUUAAGACAGCUUGGUGAAGGUGAUCAGGUUACGGGUGACGAUAUUUUGGACACUGCCGUUACGAGACAGUAUCUGAUGCUCAUCAAUGUUCUAAGCUGUGUGGAACCAAAGCAGGCAUGGAUUACGAUUGAAGGGCCAACACCUGCAGCCAAAUCUAGCACAGGAGCCUCUAAUCUAAUAAAGCGCAGAGUAGUCACUCUGGCUGAUAUUCGAAAGGAUUAUCAAGAUGAGCUCGACCGCAUCGCAGCAAUUCAGAACGACCAAUUUGGGUUCACGGCAGACGACGAGAUGGAGAUUCUAUGAUGUUAGGUCGUCCUGGCAGAUAUGCGUGGGCUGGUUGCAGUUGUACAACACAAAAUGUUUUUACUAGAUGAUACCUCCUGAGUUAGUAUUAGACAUCAGGCCAUUGCGGUAGGAAAAUGCGAAUUUUAACGGAUAAACUGAAUUAUAGCCCUCAAGCCCUCUUAGUUGUAACGCCUUGGCUCUCUGAGUUGACCACAUGCUAAUCAAUAACCACUGAACGCCGUGUCAUCAAUGCUCGACCUGGGGUGAAUAAGAAUGUACAACAAAUUGACCAACGUAAUAGAGCCAAAAGAAAAAAAAAUCAUGUA
Hypoxylon trugodes is the source of this 3926-nucleotide messenger RNA. Its product is annotated as nucleoporin Nup120/160-domain-containing protein. The record is from RefSeq and is a predicted model, not a curated record. Lineage: Eukaryota; Fungi; Ascomycota; Sordariomycetes; Xylariales; Hypoxylaceae. Gene Ontology annotation, molecular function: structural constituent of nuclear pore. The coding region runs from base 124 to 3618 and encodes 1164 amino acids. The transcript is spliced from 3 exons. Gene Ontology annotation, cellular component: nuclear pore.